AGUCAACAGUACCGUUUAUAAUCCCUAUAAAUAGCAACGGCGUCUAGAGCCACAAAUCGUCCCGAGUCGUUUCCUUCGGUAUCAGAUUUGCUUUGAGAGGCAUAAGUCAGACUGAGAUCUUAGAUCUGAUUCGCUCUUAUCGUAAUCGCCAAAGCUUUGCAAAAAAAAAAAUGGAGACUUUCCUAUUCACAUCUGAGUCCGUGAACGAAGGACACCCAGACAAGCUUUGCGACCAGAUCUCUGACGCAGUCCUCGAUGCCUGCCUUGAGCAAGACCCCGACAGCAAAGUCGCCUGUGAGACUUGCACCAAGACCAACAUGGUCAUGGUCUUCGGUGAGAUCACCACCAAGGCCACCGUCGACUACGAGAAGAUCGUCCGUGACACUUGCCGCUCCAUUGGGUUCAUCUCUGAUGAUGUUGGUCUCGACGCUGACAAAUGCAAAGUCCUUGUCAACAUCGAGCAACAGAGCCCUGACAUUGCUCAAGGUGUUCACGGUCACUUCACCAAGCGACCAGAAGACAUUGGUGCUGGUGACCAGGGUCACAUGUUUGGGUACGCCACUGACGAGACCCCUGAGCUCAUGCCUCUGAGCCACGUCCUUGCUACCAAGAUCGGUGCUAAGCUUACCGAAGUGAGAAAGAACGGAACUUGCCGUUGGUUGAGACCAGACGGCAAAACCCAAGUCACUGUCGAGUACUACAACGACAACGGCGCUAUGGUUCCAGUCCGUGUCCACACCGUCCUCAUCUCAACCCAGCACGAUGAGACCGUGACCAACGACGAGAUCGCACGUGACCUCAAGGAGCACGUGAUCAAACCAAUCAUCCCAGAGAAGUACCUGGACGACAAAACCAUCUUCCACCUCAACCCAUCAGGCCGGUUCGUGAUCGGUGGACCACACGGUGAUGCCGGUUUAACCGGACGUAAGAUCAUCAUCGACACCUACGGAGGAUGGGGAGCUCACGGAGGAGGUGCUUUCUCAGGGAAAGACCCGACCAAAGUCGACAGAAGCGGAGCUUACAUCGUGAGGCAAGCCGCGAAGAGUGUGGUUGCUAAUGGAAUGGCUCGUAGGGCUCUUGUCCAGGUCUCCUACGCCAUUGGAGUUCCCGAGCCGUUGUCUGUCUUCGUUGACACUUACGGAACUGGGUUGAUUCCAGACAAGGAGAUACUGAAGAUCGUGAAAGAGACCUUCGAUUUCAGACCAGGGAUGAUGACGAUCAACUUGGACUUGAAGAGAGGAGGCAAUGGAAGGUUUUUGAAAACGGCGGCGUAUGGGCAUUUCGGAAGGGACGACCCUGACUUCACCUGGGAGGUCGUGAAGCCACUCAAGUGGGACAAACCUCAGGCUUAAGGAUUCUUAUUAUUACUAUCAUGAUUUUAGUGUUUCUAUGCUUGUUUCUAUCCUUUUUCACUUUUAAACAUCUGCUUUCAGCAAUAAUUAACCCCUCUGUUUUGGGUUUUUAUUUUCUGUAUUUUUGAAUGAAAGUUUCUGGUUUGUCUGAUA
Molecule: messenger RNA, 1505 nt
Organism: Raphanus sativus (radish)
Lineage: Eukaryota; Viridiplantae; Streptophyta; Magnoliopsida; Brassicales; Brassicaceae
Product: S-adenosylmethionine synthase
Exons: 2
Coding region: 171-1352 (393 amino acids)
Biological process (GO): S-adenosylmethionine biosynthetic process
Cellular component (GO): cytosol
Molecular function (GO): ATP binding; methionine adenosyltransferase activity
Source: RefSeq, a predicted model, not a curated record